Molecule: messenger RNA, 1686 nt
Organism: Pelagomonas calceolata
Lineage: Eukaryota; Pelagophyceae; Pelagomonadales; Pelagomonadaceae
Source: the annotation of a GenBank genome assembly
CCUUUCGCAGACAGACUUUGACGGCCCGCGCGCGAGCCAAUUGCAUCGCAAAUAGCGCUCAGCUGGUCAGCGCGAAGCCGCGCCAGCACCGCUGACCCGCGCAGCCAGUUCUCGUUGCGCCGCGGUACCCCUAGACCGAAUAGACUCAGACCCUCCACAGCCGCGCGCGUAGGACGACCAUGUCCAUCCGCUCGCAAGAAAAGGUCGACCGCACGGGCUUCGCGGAAGAGGAGAUCGCCAAGGCCAGGCAAGCCUUAGAAGUCUCCAGUAAUUUAGACGACCCCGCCGUCGUCGAGGCCUUGCUGCAGUGCGAAAAAAAGUGCCGCCUGUCGAACGACGCCAUCGCGACGAAGAAUGUGUGCGUCGCUAUUCUGAAGCUAUGUCGCGAGAAGCAGGCUUGGAGCCAUUUGAUCGCGAACUCGCAACUCCUCGCCAAGAGAAGAUCACAGUCAAAAGUAGCGAUCACGGGAAUAGUCGCCCAGGGCCUGGAGCAGCUCGAAGACACUUCCGUAAAGCUCGACGAUGCCACCAGGGAGGAAUUACUCAAGACGCUCUGCGACGUGACCGACGGGAAGAUGUACUGUGAGGCCGAGCGCGCCAAGCUCACGAGGAUGCUGUCCGCGCUCAAGGAGCGCCAGGGGGACGUGGCUUCCGCUGCUGAUAUUCUCCAGGACGUGAACGUGGAGACGUGUGUUCUCGGCGUCCUUUCUACGACGUGGACGCGUCGCGUCGACGCGCGCGCGAUGGCGUGCGUGGAGGCAUCGCGUCGCCAUCGACGCCAUCGACGACGCACAUCAAACGCAGGUACGGCGCAUUAUCAAAGAGAGAAAAGGUCGACUACAUCUUGGACCAGGUGCGACUCAUGCUCGCGAAGGGCGAUCGGGUCCGAGCCUACAUCCUCUCGAAGAAAGUGCAGAGAAAAACUCUGGAGGAGGACGACCUCCAGGACCUGAAGGUGCGGUUCUACAAGCUCAUGAGCGAGUACCACGUCCUCGAAGACGCGCCUUUUGACCUCGCGCAAAAUUUCUGGGCCAUAUUUAAUACGAAGACGGUCCAGGACGACGAGGCGUCGUGGCGCGACGCUCUCAGUUCCACAGCGCUGUUCCUGGCUCUCAGUCAACAUGCUCCUGGCGUCUCGGACAUGAUGCACCGCGUCCUGGCCGACGCGACGGCUGCUCCCAAGUUGGAGAAACUACCGACAGCGAAACAUUUGCUCACGUUAUUCACUACUCAGGAAAUAGUAGCCUACCCAUUAACGGAGGAGCACCAACGAGCCGUCGAGGCGCACCCCGCGCUUCAUACGGCCGGUGCAGAAAUCCAUCAGCGGUGGAAAAAUACACUGAGGGAGCGAGUGAUACAACAUAACAUUAGGGUCGUCUCGGGCUAUUAUCGACAACUCAGCAUGGCGCGGCUGGCGAACUUACUUGGACUUAGUGUCGAUGAAGCUGAAAAACAUGUUAGUGACAUGGUCUCGGACUCGGGCCUGUACGCGAAGAUCGACCGGCCGAAGGGUAUCAUAGUGUUCGCGAAGCCCCAGUCGCCCGACGAGGUGCUCCAGGACUGGGCCUCGGACAUCUCGAAGAUGCUGUCGCUGGUCGAGACGACGUGCUACCUCAUCAACAAGGAGACGAUGAUGCACAAGAAGGCGCUCGAGGCCUAGCUCUUAACUGUCUUUUAUUCCGUUUA